Messenger RNA from Epinephelus lanceolatus (giant grouper), 2170 nucleotides. RefSeq names its product dopamine receptor D4 related sequence (gene drd4-rs). The record is from RefSeq and is a predicted model, not a curated record. Gene Ontology annotation, biological process: regulation of dopamine secretion; regulation of potassium ion transport; negative regulation of cytosolic calcium ion concentration. Lineage: Eukaryota; Metazoa; Chordata; Actinopteri; Perciformes; Serranidae. Gene Ontology annotation, molecular function: G protein-coupled receptor activity; dopamine neurotransmitter receptor activity, coupled via Gi/Go. Gene Ontology annotation, cellular component: plasma membrane.
AAGACGAAGAGGAGGAGAACUUAAGGAAGAACAGGACGACAAGUGAAGGAGCACCAGAGGAGGAGAAGUGAAACAGAAGCUGAGGAGAACAGGAGGAGGACUAAAGGAAGGAGAAAGAGGAGAAACAGAGGAAGAAGAACAGGAGGAGGAGGACAUGAGGAGGAGGCUGAACCAGGAGCAGCAGGAGGGCGUUUGAGGAUAAAAUCUGAUUGAAAAGCAGAAAAACAGAAACUGAAGGAAAACAAGACGUUUGUUUUUUUAAAACUUCACCAGAAGAAAAACAACAACCGGCAGACAUCAUCAUGAGUGAAGAGAAACAUCGAAUAAACAUCAACUCAGUCUGUCGUCAAAGUACUGAGACCGAAACAUACCAAGGACUGAGAAAACACCUGGGACAGGUAACAACAAGAUGUUGAGUCCGGGGCCUCCAUCAUGGACAAUGUGACAGCUGGCAGCCCGCCAGGUGAGACGCACCUGAAGAACUACAACUAUCUGGCCCUGGUCCUCGGCGUGCCCCUGAUCCUGGUCAUCAUCCUGGGCAACGUCCUAGUGUGUCUGAGCGUGCUCACUGAGCAAUCCUUAAAAACCGCGACCAACUACUUCAUCAUCAGCCUGGCGGCCGCUGACCUGCUGCUGGCGCUGCUGGUGCUGCCGCUCUAUGUCUACUCUGAGUUUCUGGGCGGCAUCUGGACGUUAAGCACCGCCCUCUGUGACGCUCUGAUGACCAUGGAUGUGAUGCUGUGCACCGCCUCCAUCCUCAACCUGUGUGCCAUCAGUGUGGACAGGUACAUCGCUGUAGUUGUUCCUCUGAAGUAUAACAGAAACCAGUUCAGCGUCCGUCAGUUGGCGCUCAUUGCAGCGACCUGGGUGCUGUCUCUCAGCGUGGCAAGCCCGGUGAUCUUCGGUCUGAACCAGGUGGCGGGUCGCAAUCCGAGCGUGUGCAAACUGGAGGACAAGCGGUUCGUGGUGUACUCGUCCUUCUGCUCCUUCUUCGUGCCAUGUCCCGUUAUGCUCCUGUUGUAUUAUGGGAUGUUUCGAGGCCUGCGGCGGUGGAGCAGUCGGAGCCGCUCUCAGGGUGGGCGGGGCAGUCAUCCUGCUCUGUCUGUACGCCUCCACCUGGCUCUACGGCGAGUGAAGGUGACCAGGAGCCGAGAGAAGGUUGUGUAUGUCACAUCAGUCGGGCUCAGUCCCACCUCUCCGUCCAGUGUCUCCAUGACAAACCCAGUGUCGGAGGAGCAGCAGGACGGAGUGCCGGCGGCGCCGGAGAGCGACCCGAUGACAACGCAGAUGGACAGCGUGUCGGAUGGCGAGCCCACAGAGAGGCGGGAGAAUGACCUGACAAAGAAAAAGAGAGGAAGACUAAACAGUAAGAGCAGCAGAGUCAGCGUGAGAGAGCGGAAAGCCAUGAAGGUGCUUCCUGUCGUCGUUGGUGUUUUUCUGGCCUGUUGGACGCCGUUCUUCGUUGUCCACGUCACCAAGGUGUUAUGUCACUCCUGUGACAUCGGCCCCACCCUCAUCUCCGUGGUAACGUGGCUCGGCUAUGUCAACAGUGCCAUCAACCCAAUCAUCUACACAGCCUUCAACGCUGAGUUCAGGACUGUCUUUCACAAGCUGCUCUGCUGUAGGACGUAAAACUAACCUUGCCCCAAAGACGUCCCUCAACAGGAAGCUCAAGCUAAGUCUCAGAACGGUCUUCAGGAUUUUAUCACCUGGUGUGUCUCUGUGACGUUCGUCAUGUUGAUGAUUCGUCCUUCGGUUCAGAUCUCAGCUGGACUGAAAGACUCUGUCUCUUAUUUUGAAAGGGUUUUUCUUGAGUCAGUCUUUUAUUUUGAAGGAUUUAAUCAUGUGAUUAGUUACUGAAGCAGUAAUCAGAUUACUGUCUCAUUACGGCCCAGAGACAUAAAACGUGAUGAAUUUAAAUGUUGUAAAUUAUCUGAAUAUUUUAUGUUGUUUUUAAAGAUUUCACAGAAUCAUUCAUUCAGUCAUUCAAUCAAUCAAUCACAGACUGGAUUCAUGAAUGAAUGUAGAUUUUAAAUGUUUCACAGAAUCAGUGUUGAUGAAUAUUUUUGUGACUGAAGCAGAUAAAAAUGUUGGUGUAUUUUUAUCAUCCAGUUUAGGUGAAUGUGAUGAAAUGUAGCUGAAACAACAACAACAACAACAAUCUUUGUCA